Protopolystoma xenopodis is the source of this 942-nucleotide messenger RNA. The record is from the annotation of a GenBank genome assembly. Lineage: Eukaryota; Metazoa; Platyhelminthes; Monogenea; Polystomatidea; Polystomatidae.
AUGUUCGUGAAGCGCAUUGGCGAGCGAGCCGGCAUUCGUAAGCACCGGCGGAGCCACGAGCCCAUGGAGCACGGCGGCGAUUGCGGCCUCGAUGCUCUCGCCUGUCCCCCCAAACGCCUCGGCCAUGCCGUCUCACAUGCUCGCCAGUCCGGUCAGCCCGGCCUGAUAGGCCGCUCUCAGUCGCCCUCACCCACGGGCUACCAUGCGCUCCACACUACGCGACCCGGCUCUCUCACCUCAUCCUCGGUCGCCCUGGCAACCGGUGUACCUGCUGGCUCUUUGCCGCCGAUGGCGUCGCUUGCGUGCGGCUCGAGUGCGGCGUCGAGUCCUUCGGGUGCGGGACAAUUCGGCUUUGCGGGACAGGGCCAAGCGCACUCUCGUGGCCAGUCACGCGGCCCCACUCCGAACGUGUCGAUGGGCAACUCCGUGCCUCAGCUCGGCCAGCAUGUUCUUGCCGGCCGUCUUGCGACGACGUGCACAACCACGCCGCCCGGUGUCGUCGGGCCACCGGCUGGCACCGGCGGCUCGCUGCACCAACCGAACACUCCUCUCUCCGAGGCGACUCUGUCGACGGCCGGCACACCGACCCCGGUCGGUGGACCUCCAUCCGUGCCCGGUCAGACGCUGGCGUCCCAGACAGGUCUGGCGGCGGGACAAUCGUACGCCACGCAUUCUGUGCUGCAGCGCAACUCGCCCUCCUACCAACAGACGGCAACUCCGCUCAACAGUCUUCCCGCCUCAUCCUCCUCUUCCUCCUCCUCCUCCUCUUCCUCCUCCUCCUGCUCCUCUUCCGGCUUGGGCAGCUCGCUGACCGGUUGCAGCAGCAGCAACAGCAGCACUAGCAGCGCCAGCGGCAGCGGCAGCGGCAGCGGCGUCGGACAGACGCCCGGUUCCCUUGGCUACCCGGCCAGCCCGGCCUGCGCCAGCCUCGUCGGCCCGGCC